AUGCAAAAGGUGCACGCGAGAGCGCGAGUGAGCAUGUCAGAUGAAGAAGUGGCUAGAAAAGAAAGUCUACGUCGACUGGGACUGGCAGUCGGCUGUGCAAUAGGAGGAAUAGGGGCAGGGAUCAUGGUUCUAGCACUCCCCUUUGUCUCUCCCGGGUUCAGGAAAUUUGCUCUACCCUACGUCCCUGCCACUCCAGUCCAGUUGGAGAGCGUACUGUGCCACAUGAGAGGGAGGCCUGGGAGAGUGGUGGACUUGGGGAGUGGAGAUGGGAGGGUGGUGAUGGAUCUUGCCAGGCAGGGUCACUACGCAGUUGGAUAUGAACUGAAUGUGUGGCUGGUGCUCUAUUCGCGAUGCAGAGCUCUGCUAACUGGAGUGCAUCGCAACACAGAGUUCCACCGGAAAGACCUCUGGAAGGUUGACCUCGCCAAGUAUGAGAAUAUCAUCUUCUUUGGAGUGGAAUCAAUGAUGGAGCCACUAGGGGAGAAGAUCAGAAGAGAGGCCCCACCCACUGCCAGGGUGAUUGCCUGCCGAUUUCCGUUUCCUCAGUGGAGAGCCGUUGCAAGCUUUGAUGCAGGACCCAACAGCGUCUGGAUAUACGACCACAUACGAUGAACUGUGUUUUUGUUGUGCGUGUUUACGUCUGUGUGAAUAGAUUGAGGGAUAUUCAUGACGGUUUUGGCUCAUUGCUUCAUUAGCAGCGUCCCACGAUCCAGUGUCGCGAGCCGCGACAUUCCGCUUUAGUUUUCUCGACUAGAGUAGGUAUAGGACUAUAGCCCUCUCUAAACUGCCAGUUUUCAGUUGCCGGAACAAGAUUUGUCGUCAACUGUAGAAACUCAGUCUUUCCCGGUGAUCUAAGCCGUGUGGAGCUCUCGACGCCAGGCCGGCCAUGGGGCGUGCGGUGGAAACCAGUGCCGCAGUGAUGGCACUACUACUCUUACCAUUCGCCUCUGCUACCUUUGACUACCGGAACGCACUGGACGAGGACAUUGCGACGUACAUUCUUAUUGGCAUAGCCGCCGUGUAUUUCACCGCUACUGCACUUCUCCUGCUACUAGCUGUCUGUCGCUGCUUCGUGAAAGCAGGCAAACCAAAGCAAAAGCCACUCCAAAACUCCAACUUUGAAAGACCUUCAACGACUAAAAAGCAACUGUCCACUAUUCACGAAGACGAAGAACCUUUCCAGUCUUCACGGCCACAGCAAAAGAAGGCCUCUCAGAGAAGAGUCACUCGACUGAGAAGUGACGAGGAAGAACUAAUCACCGGCGAGGAAGGAGCCAGUCUGCCUCCAUCCCCUACUGAAACUACCGCCACAGCAGCCCCACCGCAGCCAGUGCGAAAGGUCCCUGACCCACGAAAGAAAACUUCUCGAUCGACCGGCCAAGCAACACCUCCAGUUCGGAGAGAGCCUCCGAGGCUCCCAGGAGCUGCAUCACCACUGGAGAAGACCCCUGAAACCCAGAGAAAGGAGACACCUCGCCCAAACGAACUGCCUCCUCUUCGUAACACCCCUCCACCCCAGAGAAAACAAGAACCUGCUGCAGCGUAUGACUUCUACUCCACCAAACAUGCUCCCAUCCAACGUGCCACUAACAAAAGACUGGACUCUCCUCGAAUGCAGCAGCACAAGAAGCUGGCAAUUUCUCGACCUCCAGACAUUGCUUUGAGCUCCCUACCAAAGAGAGAGCUUAACAGUCCGUCCAACUCGUCUGCCAGUGAAGAUCUUGAGAACUUUGUCUCCAAGUUGACGGUCGAUGAAUUCAAGACUCCACCCACCUUCAAGAAGACCCAUCUGGACACAAGUGAGCUUUUCCACAGUUAUUAUUAUACCACUGGUCCUCUUUUAUAUAUAUAAAAAAUCAGGUUUUAUAGUGAAAAAUAAGGGGUUCUUGGCAGGAAACACAGUGGGAUUGCUGGAACUGAGGAGAAAGCUGGAGCCACUCUCCCGCUACUGGUACCAGAUCGGGACGGGGGCAAAGAUGCCGAGGGAGAGGCUCCAACUCCUCCGCAAAGUGUGCGGACAGAGCCACGAGGACGGGCUGUGGAAGAUGUGUCAGCUGUGGCUGGAUUUCGAGCCCGAGCUCACCUGGGACGGAGUAUUGGAGGCCCUCAGGGGAAGAGAGAUGGGGAGCCACGGGGCUGAAGUAGCUCGGGAUAUCGAGAGGAAACUUCGCCCAGACUUUUCGCCUGGCGGUGGUUCAGUACGAACAUCUACUCACUCUGAUAAAUCCAUAACAAUGCUCUGAUGGCUAUAUUACAGCAGCACAAAAGAAUCGAGAACCACAAUUACUUUUUAUUUAUGUGCACGUAUUAUGAUGAUUGUAAAUGACAUGUUUAGCUAUAGCA
Geodia barretti is the source of this 2343-nucleotide messenger RNA. The record is from the annotation of a GenBank genome assembly. Lineage: Eukaryota; Metazoa; Porifera; Demospongiae; Tetractinellida; Geodiidae.